Molecule: messenger RNA, 2393 nt
Organism: Podospora pseudopauciseta
Lineage: Eukaryota; Fungi; Ascomycota; Sordariomycetes; Sordariales; Podosporaceae
Exons: 5
Coding region: 1290-2306 (338 amino acids)
Cellular component (GO): nucleus
Source: RefSeq, a predicted model, not a curated record
GUUGAGGUGCUUCUUGGGUCACGGCACGCUUACCACCACAUUUAUACCCACCGGCCGACCUGCUAUGUUUCGUGGCCUUAUUCACCACUUCUAUUUGCCCUUGAUCUUCAUCAAAGAUUUGUGGCCCGAAAUCGCUGUUGUAUGGUAAUGGUAGGGCCUGGUGUACUCGGCAGCAAUGGUGAUCAAUCAACCCCAGCCGCUUGUUUCGUCAAUCCUCCACGGACCCCUGCUCUCCGGCCGCUGUGUCCAGCCAUCGUGCCAUCCAAACAACCACAGCGCGGCGAUGUAGGAAGACCAGGGCUCUCUACGCACGCAAGGCACUCGUCGAAUAUCGAAUCUAAAAGAUCUGCUUUGUCCGCGAGGUGCUCAUUCUUAUCUGCCGUCAAGGGCCACAACCAAGCCUUCGGGCAGCCACACCUGUCAAGUCACCAACUCACCAACUCACCAAGUCAAUAUCGCAGGGCUUGUGAACUAAUGCUCAAGCAAUGAUUUGUGCUCAUCAGGGAAACAGGGAAAAAGUCGACCCAAGCGGAAGAACUUGGAUGAAACAAAGUCGUGGUGGUGAUACAAACAGUAUAUUGGCCAUCCUGAUAUUUCAUCUCGACGACUGUUGAUUCUGUCCAAAUAACCGGAGUGUCCGGGGGCACCUAGCGAAAAGCAACGAUGGGCUCGCUCUACCAGCUGUUCCCAUCCGUGGGGGAAUGCAUUCCAUUGGUGACAUCCGCCUCUUUGACAACACGUCAGAUCCCACGUCGGCACUUCGUUCCUGGAACCCCUCAGAGGACGUGAUUGCCUGCCUGCCUUGCUUGCUCUGUGGACUUGUGGCCCAGGGGACGUGAUUACCCACUGCAGAACAACCCCAGAUUCACAAUAUCAUUGUCACUUUGCCUUGGGCAUGGGCAGCGACGGGUACCUGUUGUCAUUGGGAAGACGAUCAUUUCCAGCGAGGAAAAUGUCCGGUAUUUCGUGAAAGUAUUUGAGGCAUGUACCUUGCCGGAGAAAAUUCUCCUCUUCCUCAAGAUAUCGCGGACUCCCAAUGCCCGGGGAUUGAAUUCGGCCCGGGCCGAUGGUGUCUGGGAUCCUCUUCGGGAGUCCCAUCCGGGCGUCAAGACCCGCUCUGUGGAGGGCAACCCUUCAUCAUCAAAACCAGCCAGAUCAAUUCGCACCCACCAUUACCUAGAAUAGUGAGUGGCCAUGUCAUUCGGUUAUGAGUUCUCAAUACCAAAUGACUUUCAGAAUAUAAAUCAAGCAUAAACUAAGAGAUCGGUAAGUUCGUGGAGCGCAAGUCCAUGGUUCCAAAGGGCUGGGCAACGUCGCGUGUCGCGUGCGCUCCCUGGUGGCUAUCCUUGGCUUGGCAUGGGCCUGGUCUCUCUCAACGACCAUCUAAAUUUCCAAUCAGAUCUGACCGUCCCCCUUCAUCACAUACAACCAAAGUGAAUAUUUCAGGUUUUGCAGCCGUCCGGUUUGCGUCAGCAGCCUCCACAAUGCCGAAGAGAAAGUCUACCCAUGCAGAGGAGCCAGCCGUGGCAGCUCCUGAGCCGCGCCGGCGUUCAAUGCGUCUGCAAAGGACGGAGGAUGAGACUGAGCCCAAAGCUGUGAAGAAUGAGAAGGCCUCAAAGGCAGAUAUCAAAACUGAAGAGGACGAGCCAUCCACCAAGAAAUCAAGGACCUCAAAACAGGAAACAGAGCCUGUGGUUAAUAAGUCCUCACCACCAGCCAGAAAAGCAACCAAAAAGGCCGUCAAAAGGGAGGAGGUUGAAGAAGCUUCACCCUCUCCUGCCCCGGAUGAGUCCGAACAAAAGAACUAUUGGCUUCUCAAAGCCGAGCCCGAGUCUCGGUAUGAGAACGGUGUUGAUGUCAAAUUUUCGAUUGACGACCUGGCGGCCAAGACAGAGCCAGAGCCGUGGGAUGGCAUCCGCAAUUACGCCGCCCGCAACAACCUUCGAGCCAUGAAGAAGGGUGACUUGGCCUUCUUUUACCACUCCAACUGCAAGGAGCCCGGGAUCGUGGGGACGAUGGAGAUUGUAAAGGAGCACUCACCUGAUCUGUCUGCUCACGACCCCAAAGCGCCAUACUACGACCCAAAGUCCAAGCCCUCCGACCCCAAAUGGAGCGUUGUUCACGUCAAAUUCCACGAAAAGUUCAACAAGCCGAUUACGCUGAAAGAACUCAGGGAACUGGGCGCGCCCGGGGGGCCUCUGGACAAGAUGCAAAUGAUCAAGCAGUCGAGGCUGAGCGUCAGCAAAGUCUCGGCUUCCGAGUGGAAGUUUCUUAUGGCGGUUGCCGAGAGAGGCUCCAGACCCUGACAUAGUCAUCGACCGAAAGUUGCUUGCGGGGUACGAGGCAGAACAGUUUGAGCGCGAAAAUCAUGACCCUUACCCCGGUAAAGACAU